AUCUUGUUCCAUUACCUUCUCAUGUCAGACACGUGUAAGUCACCCUUUGCUCUCUAUUCACUCACUCUCUAUAUUCAUCCUCACGCGCCCUCUCCCGCCACUUUUCAUCUGCGUCCCUUCUUUUCUAUCCACCAGUUGACUUCGUUAAGGGCCAUGGAACCUUACAUUUAACCUCUUUCGUGUUACUGUUCUAAAUCAAUAUUACAAACAAUGUGUUGAGAGUUUGAAGUAGUGUCUCUGAAUCGCUUGACUGGAUUGACUUUGCUUCAACAAUAUGGCAACUGCUUCUUUCUCUGCUCUCUCUACACGCGCCUCCUCGCUUCAGUCAUCGAACCACCCCCAUCAUCACAAUCCACGUCAUCAGAGCUUUGCAAUCAUUACCCGCCGCCCUGUUACCACUGCCAACACCAUCACCAGUCCCAACUUCACCAAGUUCUCUCUCAGAUGGACCUUAUCUACCCGAAACAAAUCCCAUCCAACUCCCAUUUUCUCUUCCGGAAGCGGCGGCGGUGGAAACGGUAACCUCGGUGGAGGUGGUGGCAGUGGUGGAGGAGGAGGUGACUCCAAUGAUGACGCUCGGUUCCACAACAGGACCGACGCAAUUCUCGCUCUCGCUGAGGCAGGAAGGACGUUGGAAAGCUUGCCGAAGGACUUGGCGGCGGCUGUUGAGGCAGGGAGAGUACCGGCAGCUAUUGUGAGAAGGUAUUUUGAGCUGGAGAAAGCACCAGUGUUUCGGUGGUUGCUUCAGUUUGGUGGGUUUAAAGAACGGUUGCUGGCUGAUGAUUUAUUUCUGACCAAGGUUGCAAUAGAGUGUGGUGUUGGCAUCUUCACCAAGACUGCUGCAGAGCUGGAGAGGCGUAGAGAAAAUUUUACCAAGGAGCUGGAUUUUGUUUUUGCUGAUGUGGUAAUGGCUAUAAUAGCAGAUUUUAUGCUUGUCUGGCUUCCAGCUCCUACUGUUGCUCUUCGGGCUCCUCUUGCAGUCAGUGCUGGGCCUAUAGCUAAGUUCUUGCACAACUGUCCUGAUAAUGCAUUCCAGGUGGCAUUGGCCGGAACAUCAUAUUCAUUUUUACAGAGAAUAGGUGCAAUAAUGCGUAAUGGGGCUAAAUUAUUUGCGGUUGGAACUGGUGCAUCUCUGAUUGGUACAGGUAUAACAAAUGCUUUGAUCAAUGUGAGAAAGGCCUUUGAUAAGUCUUUUGCUGAUGAAGCAGAGGAUGUGCCUGUACUUUCAACUAGUGUUGCCUAUGGUGUUUACAUGGCAGUUUCUAGCAACCUAAGGUAUCAAGUACUGGCUGGUGUUAUCGAACAGCGGAUUCUAGAGCCAUUGUUACACCAACAUAAGCUUAUACUCAGUGCAAUAUGUUUUGUUGUUCGAACUGGCAACACAUUUUUGGGAUCAUUAAUGUGGGUCGAUUAUGCGCGGUGGGUUGGAAUCCAAAAGAUAAGGGAAUAGUACAUGGAGGAUAAUCUUGCUUGGUUAGAAUUGAUGAUGGAUCGGUAUUGUGUUGGUUGAAUUUACCAUUUGUUGAUUCUGUAUAGUUAAAGCCAUGGCUAUAAAUUCAUCACUGUGAACUUUACAUAUAAACAAAGAAAUGUCUUGAAUUCCAAAUGUUACCAUCAUCAGCGAACUGCUACAGGAAAUCCAUUUUCUUUA
Mangifera indica (mango) is the source of this 1651-nucleotide messenger RNA. RefSeq names its product protein RETICULATA-RELATED 4, chloroplastic-like. The transcript has 9 exons. The record is from RefSeq and is a predicted model, not a curated record. NCBI's taxonomy places the organism in Eukaryota, Viridiplantae, Streptophyta, Magnoliopsida, Sapindales, Anacardiaceae. The coding region runs from base 275 to 1450 and encodes 391 amino acids.